AGGCAGACAGAGUGCGAGUCAGAAAGGCACAGGAUCUCAGGGCAGCAGCAGUUCAAACAGCCUGGCAGACAGAAACAGAGUUUCAUUGAGAGUCGAUGUUUUAUUAAAGGGCAGGAGAAGUCACACAGACAAACUCCAACACACACUAAUAAACUCAGAGCAGAAAGACAGUCAGGAACAGGCUAAACCCAAAAUAUACUAACAUUAGCUAGAGAGGAAAAGUCUAAUAAGGACACACUCACUGCACUUUUACUCCCCACGUCUCACACACAUUCAAACACACACUACUGCUGUGCUGAGUGUGUGUCACCCUGAGGGAAGAGCAGGGCUGAUCGACCCCAACAAGAGGAGCAUCAGGGAGAAAGGAGCACGCAAGUGGAUGGAUGCCUUUUGCAGACUCAGUGGCCUGGACCCUCUGUGGGACUGGAACCGUACAUGGUACACAGCCAACCCAGACCUGACCCAGUGUUUCCAGAAUACAGUACUGGUGUGGGUCCCCUGCAUCUACCUGUGGUUGCUGGCCCCGUUCUACUGUCUUUACCUGUACUGCCAUGACCGUGGACGCAUUCACAUGUCCUGCCUCUGCACCGCCAAGAUGGUGCUGGGUUUCUUGCUGGCCUCUUUUGGUUUCGUGGAGUUCUUCUACAUCCUGCUGGAGAGGAGCGAGGAGAUCCAGCAGCACAUGGUCUUCCUUCUCAGCCCUAUAAUACGCAGUAUGACCGUGAUCUUGGCCUUGUGCAUCAUCCAGUUUGAAAGAGUGCGAGGAUGUCGCUCCUCUGUAUUCCUCUUCCUGUUCUGGGUCUUGGCUGUCGUCUGUUCCCUGGUGCCACUCAGAGCAAAGAUCCAGCUGGCCAUGGAUGAGGGGAUUGCAUCCGAUAUUGUACGAUACCUCGCCUUCUUUUCCUACUUCACGAUCCAACUGGCCCAGCUCUUCCUGUGUUGUUUUGCUGACCAGCCUCCAGAGGGGAAAACCGUCUUGGAAAAGAAUCCCUGUCCCGUCAAGGAUGCCUCUUUCCUGUCGAAGAUUCUCUUCUGGUGGUUCACAGGGCUUGUUGUGAAAGGAUAUCGCACCCCCUUGGCAGCUGAGGACCUUUGGACCCUGAGGGAGGAAGACACGUCAAAUAAGAUCAUCUCUGAGCUGCAAGAGGAUUGGACAGCUGAAUGUGCCAAUAUUCAAAAGCAGGAGAAGGCCUUGGCAGCAGGUGUGGCGUUGGGAAGCAGAUUGCCAGACCAGGCUCAGCUGCUUAGGAAGCUGCAGAAGGAGCAGAGCUCUGGUUUCUUCCUGCUCAGGACCCUAGCACGCAAGUUUGGUCCAUACUUCCUGACUGGCACCCUGUGUAUCAUAUUCCACGACGCCUUCAUGUUCGCCAUACCCCAGGUGCUCAGUCUUCUUCUGGAUUUCAUGAGAGAUGAAGACGCCCCACUCUGGAAAGGCUACUUCUACGCCACUCUGAUGUUCCUCCUAUCCUGUCUCCAGUCCCUCUUCAACCAUCAGUACAUGUAUACUUGCUUCACAGUGGGGAUGAGGGUGAAGACAGCUGUUAUGGGCUUAGUUUACAGGAAGUCUUUAGUGAUAAACAGCGCUUCCAGGAGGACCUGCACUGUGGGCGAGAUUGUGAAUCUGGUUUCAGCAGACACUCAGAAGCUCAUGGACUUUGUGGUGUAUUUCAAUGCUGUCUGGCUGGCUCCAAUCGAAAUUGCUCUUUGUCUCUUCUUCCUCUGGCAGCAUCUUGGCCCAUCAGCUUUAGCAGGGAUUGCCACUGUCAUUCUCAUUUUUCCACUCAAUGGAAUCAUCGCAAAGAAAAGGAGCAAGCUGCAGGAGAUUCAAAUGAAGUUCAUGGACGGCCGCAUCAGACUGAUGAAUGAGAUUCUGAAUGGAAUUAAGAUCUUGAAGUUCUACGCCUGGGAGAAAGCCUUCCUGGAGCAGGUUCUGGGACACAGAGAAAAGGAGCUCAAAGCCCUGAAGAAGUCACAAAUCCUUUAUUCCAUCUCCAUUGCAUCGUUCAACUCCUCUUCUUUCCUGAUCGCGUUUGCCAUGUUUGGCGUGUAUGUGACUCUGGAUGACAGGAACGUCCUGGAUGCACAGAAAGUGUUUGUCUCGAUGGCGCUGAUCAACAUCCUGAAGACCCCUCUAAGUCAACUUCCAUUUGCUAUAAGCACGACGAUGCAGGCUAUGGUUUCACUGAGACGUUUGGGAAAGUACCUGUGCUCUGAGGAACUCAAGGCGGACAAUGUCUCAAAGGCUCCUUUGAGUUCUGAUGGGGAAGACGUGGCAAUAGAGAAUGGCACUUUCAGCUGGUCUGCAGAGGGCCCUCCAUGUCUUAAAAGGAUUAGCAUCCACGUGCCACGAGGUUCCCUUGUUGCUGUGGUGGGACAUGUGGGCAGUGGAAAGUCUUCUUUGUUGUCGGCCAUGCUCGGUGAAACAGAGAAAAGAAGUGGCCGUGUCAGUGUCAAGGGCUCUGUGGCUUAUGUGCCUCAGCAGGCUUGGAUACAGAACGCCACAGUCCAUGACAACAUCAUAUUCGGCCGUGAAAAGCUGAAAUCAUGGUACAACAGAGUGCUGGAGGCGUGUGCGCUGAUGCCCGAUCUGGACAUCCUACCUGCUGGAGACACUACAGAAAUUGGAGAGAAGGGUCUGAACCUCUCAGGUGGACAGAAGCAGAGAGUGAGCCUGGCCAGGGCUGUCUAUAGAAAGGCUGAUGUGUACCUCCUGGAUGAUCCUCUAUCUGCUGUUGAUGCCCAUGUGGGCCAGCACAUCUUUGACAAAGUCAUUGGACCUAAAGGAGUCCUGAGAGACAAGACCCGCAUCCUGGUGACCCAUGGGAUGAGCUUCCUGCCGCAGGCUGACCAUAUCCUGGUCCUGGUAGAUGGAGAAAUCACAGAGAGUGGAUCCUACCAAGAGCUCCUCAGCCGACAUGGUGCCUUUGCCGACUUCAUCCACACCUUCGCCAACACUGAGAGAAAGGAGAGCGCCAUACAGAGAGCUGGUUCCAGAAGAUCUAAUGCUCGUCUCAGCAUGGUGGACUUCAUGCCGUUCUCCAGAGACCUGUCACAGGAGCAGCUCAUUGGGGGCGACACCACUAAUACCAACCUGCAAAAUAUGGAGCCUGUGUCCGAAACAGACCAGGAGCAGAUACCAGAGGACCUGGGCAAACUGACUCAGGCUGACAAGGCUCGCACUGGAAGGGUCAGGUUGGAUAUGUACAAGAAGUACUUCAAGACCAUCGGCUUGGCCAUCAUCAUUCCCAUCGUCUUCCUGUACGCCUUCCAGCAGGGCGCCUCACUGGCCUACAACUACUGGCUCAGCAUGUGGGCCGACGACCCCGUCGUUAAUGGCACACAGAUCGAUACUGACCUGAAGUUGGCCGUUUUUGGAGCAUUGGGCUUUGUACAAGGUGUUGCAAUUUUUGGUACCACUGUUGCCAUCUCCAUCUGUGGCAUCAUCGCCUCUCGUCACCUGCACAUGGACCUGCUGAUCAAUGUGCUGCGCUCCCCGAUGUCUUUCUUCGAGUGCACCCCCAGCGGCAACCUGCUCAACCGCUUCGCCAAAGAGAUCGACGCCAUAGACUGCAUGGUCCCUGACGGCUUGAAGAUGAUGCUGAGUUAUGUCUUCAAGCUCAUGGAGGUCUGCAUCAUCGUGAUGUUGGCUACACCUUUCGCUGCUGUGAUCAUCCUGCCUCUGGCUUUCCUUUACGCCUUCGUCCAGAGCUUCUACGUUGCCACAUCCUGUCAGCUGCGGAGGCUGGAAGCUGUGAGCCGCUCGCCCAUCUACACCCACUUCAAUGAGACGGUGCAGGGCGCCAGCGUCAUCCGGGCCUUUGGCGAGCAGUCCAGGUUCAUUAUGCAGGCCAAUGAGAGGGUUGACUUCAAUCAGACGUCCUACUUCCCUCGAUUUGUGGCAACUCGGUGGCUGGCUGUCAAUCUGGAGUUUGUUGGUAAUGGUGUGGUCUUAGCUGCUGCCAUUCUCUCUGUGAUGGGAAGAAGCACCCUGAGCCCAGGCAUCGUUGGUUUGGCUGUGUCACAUUCGCUCCAGGUGACCGGGAUCCUGAGCUGGAUUGUGAGAUCAUGGACAGAUGUAGAAAACAAUAUUGUGUCUGUGGAGAGAGUCAGCGAGUAUGCUGAAACUGCUAAAGAGGCCAGUUGGAGUGUAGAGGGCAGCUCCUUGCCCCCAGCCUGGCCCCAGAGAGGCACUCUAGAGUUCCAGGACUACGGGCUGCAGUACCGUAAAGGCCUUGAGUUGGCUCUGAAGGGCAUUACCUUGCAGAUUCAUGAAAGAGAGAGAGUUGGAAUUGUGGGAAGGACCGGAGCAGGGAAGUCCUCACUUGCCCUGGGAAUCUUUAGGAUCUUAGAGGCAGCGAAAGGAAAGAUCUUUAUCGAUGGAGUUAACAUCGCAGACAUCGGACUCCAUGACCUCAGAUCUCGUAUUACAAUCAUUCCUCAGGACCCCGUGCUGUUCUCAGGCUCCCUCCGAAUGAACCUUGACCCCUUUGACACCUACACUGAUGAGGAGAUGUGGCGUACACUGGAGCUUGCUCAUCUGAAAAACUUUGUGUCAAAUCUUCCUGACAAACUGAACCAUGAAUGCUCAGAGGGAGGAGAAAACCUCAGUCUGGGUCAGCGACAGCUGGUUUGCUUGGCCAGAGCCUUGCUUAGGAAAACCAAGAUCUUGGUUUUGGAUGAGGCGACUGCUGCUGUGGACCUGGAGACAGACACGCUCAUCCAGUCAACAAUCCGCACUCAGUUUGAAGACUGUACUGUCCUGACCAUUGCUCAUCGCCUUAACACUAUCAUGGACUACACCAGAGUGAUCGUCAUGGACAGAGGCCACAUUUCUGAAAUGGACUCUCCAGCCAACCUCAUCGCCCAGCGGGGACAGUUCUACCGAAUGUGCCGGGAAGCCGGGCUGGUCUAGGUCGCCUUUGUGCUUCUUACAUUGGAGCCUGAAUAGAUGUCGCACCUUAUUUGUGCGGCUCUCAAACACACAUCAGAUCUCACCCUUCCAAGCUUUCUGGCAGCUCAAACGCCUCCUCAUGAGGGCAUUGUCAAUGAAUCUCUGGAGCAGCUGCAGUUGCAGUCUCUUUUUGUUGAUUUUCAACACACGGAUAUGCUCUCCUUAACCUCAGAUGAUGAGCAUGAAGAAAGCUAGAGUGGAUGGUUGUGAAUCUUCAAGCUAUACAUAUUGUACAUAGAGCAGUGGAGCCAGUUUAUUCCAUGAAAGCAUUUAGUGAGGAGCUGGAAUGAAAGAGUAGCACAAAUCUUAAGAAAUUUCAUUCUCUUUUUUGAAUGGGAGCUGUAUUAUUUUUGUAGUUUUUGUAAGUGUAAAGCACAUGACAUAUUUUCUGAUGUUGUCUCAGGCUUUCACGUUGAUGUUUACUCUUAUUCUUAGCCUUGUAUACCAAAUAAGAGGCUAUUUUGUAAUAGUAAAUUUAUAGACAUCUAUUUUGUCUUCUUGUUCCAGAAACUGGGACAGGAAACAGUCUGACACACUAACCUUUAAAAGGUUCACUUUGGCAAACACAGGGGAAGUGAGGUUUUUGCUGCUUUCAAAAUACGAGCUUGGAGCAGCCAAUUUGAAGUUUUUAUAAGUCAGAGAAAAAAAGAGGGAAAGGUUGAAAUGAGCCAAAACAUUAGCAGCCAUCCAACUAUGUUGUGGCUGUUGUUUAUUCCUGUCAAAGUAAACACAUAAAGUCAAUAAAGACCUUGCUGGUCAGAUUUAACCUGACACCGGUAGUGAAAACCACAAUGAAUGAAGAGAAUGCCUCUUCAAAACAAUGGUGAUAAAUCUUUCUGUGAUUGUCUCUCUGCCUCCACCACACAUCUCAGGCCGUACACACAUAUGCAAGAUAAAAAAAAUAUGUAUUGUUCUUCUGGUGCUGACAUGACAGACUGUAAAUAGUCCAAGUUGACCUUUAGACUCAAUUCGAAGGAAGAACCCAAUGAACUCUUCGAAGAGGAGAGGCAUUUACUGUUUUUUUGUCUUACUGGUUUAGACAAUAUAUUCUCAGAGAAGCCCGAAAGUUAUUUAUGUCAUAUGACAAAAUGUAUUAAGUGUCCUUGAAAUUAAAGGGAUUGUAUUAUAUUUA
Molecule: messenger RNA, 6083 nt
Organism: Notolabrus celidotus (New Zealand spotty)
Lineage: Eukaryota; Metazoa; Chordata; Actinopteri; Labriformes; Labridae
Gene: abcc6a
Product: ATP-binding cassette, sub-family C (CFTR/MRP), member 6a
Exons: 31
Coding region: 380-4912 (1510 amino acids)
Biological process (GO): transmembrane transport
Cellular component (GO): membrane
Molecular function (GO): ATP hydrolysis activity; ABC-type transporter activity; ATP binding
Source: RefSeq, a predicted model, not a curated record